ACUGUUAAAAAUACUUAUAACCAUUAUAUAAAACGUUAUAGAAUAAUCUAAACUAUUUAAAAAAAAACAACAAUACAUGCAUCGGUAAAAGUUCACGUUCUUAAAAUAUUUAACAACCAUGGGUAAACGAUAUUAUUGUGAUUACUGUGACAAAACCAUGGUUGCCACUCCUACAAUAAUAAGAACACAUCUAAAAGGAACUGUUCAUCAGAAAUUAGUCAGUGAACAUUAUCAACAGUACAAAGAUGCGGCUACAAUAUUAAAAGAAGAGAGUUACAAAAAGCCUUGCUUGAGGUUUUUAAAGGGUGAAUGCAACUUUGGUGGUAUCUGUAGAUUUUCACAUUAUACUCAAGAACAAAUUGAAGCACUAAGGGAAUAUGUUGUGUAUAAUGAACAAAUAAAGGUUGAACCACAACAACCUUCUUUCUCUGACUUGUAUCAGAGGUUACAAUCAGAAAAAACUACUAAAAGCACAUCUGAGACUACAAUAUAUGAUAAUAAUGGUGUUACUCAUACAUUUCCAUGGAUAUAUAAUGAAUCUUUUAACAUAUAUAAAGAAUUACCACCAAGUCUUAGAAGAUUCCGAGCUGAAGAUUUUACUGAUGUCAGUUUUACAGAAUGGGGCUGAUAUGAAAUUUGAGGUAUGUUUUCUGCCGUCAAAUAGAGGAAAUUUCAUCGAACUGUAUAAUGACGUAGAUCAAAAUGUUACCGAUGUUAAUCCGGAAACAGGAAAUGUGUUAAAUAAAUUCAAUAUAUACGUAUAUGAACGUCCAAUACCAAAUACGAGAAAAAGUUUAGGUAAUAAAGUACCACAUGAUUGGACUGAAAGCGAAUUGAAUAGAGUAAUAAAAGGUCAUAAAUUACAAGAAUUUCUCAGUCAAGACGAGAUCCAUGAAAUAAAAGUGAAGGAAAUCUGCGCUUUUAUUAGAACUCACUAUUUAUCCGCGGAAUAUUUUUUUAAUGAAAUGCGAAGGAUAGUAACUCAACGCGAGGUAAAAGAUGAUUUAAGGAAUAUGGUGACAUAUUUCGAAGAUAAUCCAAAUUUAAAACCAAAAAUACUUGAAGCUUAUCGCAAAAUAAAAAUAUUGAAACGAACUAUACCGGAUAUGUGGUCACUGCAAACUAAUAACCUUGUUGCGUCUAAUGACGCAACUAGGUUUAAAUAAAAAUAUGAAUAAACAUUGCUUUUUAAUUUUGUCUUUGUUAAUAUUUUUUUGACCUUGACCAAUGUCAAAGUGAAACAGCGAACAUGUUAGAAAAAUUUACUAUAAACUUCAUUUUUUUGCGAUUUACCCUGGAUUUAUGAAAAACUAUAACCAAUGUUGUAUGCCAGCAAUGUUUUAU
Messenger RNA from Papilio polytes (common Mormon), 1344 nucleotides. RefSeq names its product zinc finger matrin-type protein 5. Gene Ontology annotation, cellular component: U12-type spliceosomal complex. The coding region runs from base 119 to 628 and encodes 169 amino acids. Gene Ontology annotation, molecular function: zinc ion binding; nucleic acid binding. The record is from RefSeq and is a predicted model, not a curated record. The transcript has 5 exons. NCBI's taxonomy places the organism in Eukaryota, Metazoa, Arthropoda, Insecta, Lepidoptera, Papilionidae.